CGGCGUUCUAUUUCCGCCGACUGAGAGCAGGCUGCGCGUUUCGCUUUUAUUUUUACUGCGGUACCGCGAGGUUCCGGACCGAAAUCAUAACUAAAGUGAAGACAUAUAUCGAUCGAUAUUUGCAUUGAUUCAAUUGGUGAUUUUUGUUUCGUAUUGGCGUUACGAUGGAGGCGGAUAUUUGGGGUCAGAUGGCCCUCGAGGCCAACCAGAUGUAUUUGACGGAUGGAACGGCGGCCCGAUCUCCCUUCGCCGGAACUACCAUCGAGAAGCUUCCCGAUAAAGUUCUGCUGAACAUCUUCUGCUACCUGUCGCACCGCGAGAUCUGCCGAUUGGCGACCAUCUGCAAGAAGUGGCGUUUGAUCGCGUACGACACUCGCUUGUGGAAGAACGUCUCGCUGCGGCCGGAAAUCUCCGGACUGCACGUGGGCAGUCUCGAAUCCCUUCUGGCCCUCAUCUCCAUCCGUUUCGGUCCCAGUUUGCGGUACAUCGAAUUACCGAUCGAGCUGAUCACGCACACCGUUCUCCACGAACUCGCCAACAAAUGCCCCAAUCUGACGCACAUGCUCUUGGACUUCUCCACAGCUAUGCAGCUGCACGAUUUCAGCGAGCUGCAGGCGUUCCCCACGAAGCUGCGUUACCUGUGCAUCUGCCUGUCGGAGGUCAUCUUCAUGGAGGGUUUCAUGCGCAAGAUCUACAACUUUAUCAACGGACUGGAAAUCUUGCAUCUUUUGGGAACGUACGAGAAGGUCGAGGAGGAGGAGGAAGAGAUUUACGAGGUGAUCAACGUGCACAAACUGAAAUCGGCGACGCCCAAUUUGAGAGUAAUCAAUCUGUACGGCAUCAACUUUGUCGACGACAGCCACAUCGACGCGUUCAGCUCGAACUGCAUCCAGCUCGAAUGUCUGGCAGUUAAUUACUGCUCGAAGGUGACCGGAUCUACGAUGAAGACGCUCUUCCAGAGAAGUCGUCGCCUCAAAUGUCUCCUGAUGAAUGGGACGAGUCUGCAGAGCGAACAUCUGAUGCAGAUCGAAUGGGAAAAGUGUUCGCUGCAGGAGUUCGACAUCACCGCGACGGAUCUGUCGACCGAUUGCCUCGUCGACAUGCUGACCCGUCAUCCGGGUUUGCGAUUCCUGAGCGCCGGCCAACUGAACGGCUUCAACGAUCACGUGCUGAAGACGUGGAUGGAGCAGGGCAACGCCAAGAAUCUGGUCGCCUUGGACCUGGACAGCUCCGACAAUCUGACGGACGACGCCCUCUACAAGUUCCUCUCGAAGCACGGCAGUCAGCUGUGGGGUCUCGGCCUCUCCGGCAUGUCGCACAUCACCGACUCUCUCUGGCAAUCCAUCCUUCCCAUCCUAAAGAACGCCAAGAUCCUGGUGAUGGGCACGCAGGAGCGGCUAGGCGUCAACAUCCUGGUGGAUCAGCUGAUGGAGACGAUCGCCAACAAUUGCCCGAUCCUGGAGCGCCUCGAGCUGCGCUGGGAUCCGGAAAACCUUCGUUUCUCCGACAAGAGUCAGAAAGCCAUCGACACUCUGCGCGUCAAGUGUCUCAAACUCAAAUCGCUGGUCCUCAGCGACGGACGUUAUUACGAGGUGGUCAAGGCGAACUUCGAGCGCGCCGACCGAAUGACCGUCGUACGGACAUUGACGAACUGUCGCGUCUCCAACUAUUACCUCCUCUCGAACUACAAAGAUCUUGUCUUCAAUUGAGUCUUCCAACUUUCUUCACUUGUCACAAACAACUGCAACAACAAACUCUGGGGAGUGGGGGUGAGGUUGUCGAUAAAUUAAAGAGCCGACUAGAUUUAACUCAAAAUAUAAUUUAUUAUUCCGAUACAUUUUCAAUAAAUAAAGUCCCACAACUUUUUCUCCUUU
Messenger RNA from Nicrophorus vespilloides, 1874 nucleotides. RefSeq names its product F-box/LRR-repeat protein 2 (gene FipoQ). The record is from RefSeq and is a predicted model, not a curated record. Gene Ontology annotation, cellular component: SCF ubiquitin ligase complex. Gene Ontology annotation, molecular function: protein binding. The transcript is spliced from 5 exons. Gene Ontology annotation, biological process: SCF-dependent proteasomal ubiquitin-dependent protein catabolic process; positive regulation of protein ubiquitination. Bases 165 to 1709 code for a protein of 514 amino acids. Lineage: Eukaryota; Metazoa; Arthropoda; Insecta; Coleoptera; Silphidae.